AUCAUGUGAGCCCUUAUUUAUACGACCACGUGUUCUAUGACUAGGAUCGUUACUCCCUUCUCCCUCAAAUCACAGUCUGAAAACUGGGAAAAAAAGCUCUCUCGUUUUCUGUUAUUUUCUGAGAGAGAAAUGCGAGUUUAGAAGUAAAGUGUUUUGAGUGGAAGGUCAAAAGAUCUUUUUUGAGUUACUAAUUGAAUAAAGGACUGCACUUUGUACAUUAUAAUGGGAAACAGUAAAGAUGGGAAGCCUUCCGAGCCUGAGAAAUCAUCCCCGCCUGUAAUGGACCAGCAUAAUAUACACGCAUUCCCUGAUUGGGCAAAGAUGCAGGCUUACUAUGGUCCUCGACUUGCUGUACCGCCGUAUCUAAACUCAGCCGUUACUCCUGGUCACUCCCCUCCCCCCUAUAUGUGGGGACCACCACAGGCUAUGAUGCCAACUUACGGGCCUCCAUAUGCGGCAUUCUAUGCACAUGGCAGCAUUUAUCCACAUCCUGGAGUUCCUCUAUGUGGCACUCCUUUGAGCAUGGCUGCACAAGCCAAGUCAUCUGAGAAUACAGAUGGAAGUAUGGUAAAGAAGUUGAAAGAAUUUAAUGGGCUUGCAAUGUCAAUAGGCAAUAGCAAUGCUGACUCUGACGGUGCUGAAGGUGUAUCUAACCCUAGAUUUUCCAAAAGCGGGGAAACUGAAGAUUCUAGUGAUGGAAGUAAUGGGAUUACUGCAGGGGUUGGUCAGAAAGGGAAGAAAAGAAGUCGGGAGGGAACUCCUAACAAUGCUGUAGAGGGCAAUUCUCAUUCACAUAACAGUACAAUGGACAUGGUGCCUAAAAAGGCUACAGAAAACGUCUCCAUGGCACUAGAACUCAAAGAUCUUUCUAACACAAAAGUGAAGUCUGUUGCAACUAAAUUGCCACAACCACUCAAGACUAAUGAAGCCUGGCUGCAUAAUGACCGGGAUCUGAAGCGAGAGCGAAGGAAACAGUCUAAUCGAGAAUCUGCUAGAAGAUCAAGGUUGAGGAAGCAGGCUGAGGCUGGGGAACUAGCUAUGAAGGUUCAAACGCUAACUAAUGAGAAUUUUAUGCUCAAAUCCGAGAUUACUAAAUUAAUGGAAAACUCGGAUAAACUGAAGAUCGAGAACACUACGUUAAUGGAGAAACUUAAAGAUGGACAACUAGGCCAAACAGAGAUAAGUCUACACGAAAUUGAUGAUCCAAGGCUGAAACCAAUUGGCACGGCUAAUUUACUCGCAAGAGUUAAUAACCGCGACGGGGAGAAUGAAGAUGAUACUUGCAAGAAUAAAGGCUCGGGAACAAAGCUUCGUCAGCUUCUUGAUACUAGCCCCAGGACUGAUGCUGUGGCUGCAAGCUGAUAGAAUCUGUAUACCGAAUAAUCCUCGACUAGUUAAUCAUGUAAUUUUGGUGUAAUUAUGUCCAAAAUUACGUGCAACAGUAGUGUCUUUGAUCUUGAUCGCAAAGUACUUAAAAAAACUCACGAGUCUGAUUUCACUCUCAUUAUCUGUACACCUCGAUGAACCUGAAAUGCAUUUUUAAGUUCAGCGUGUCGGGAUGCUACGGAUAGUUAAAUGUAUACGGGAGUAACAUAGGAACUGUAUUUAGUGUGUGGAUUGUGUAAUUGUACAAGCAGCUUAUACUACUGUACCAUGUUACAUCCACGGCAAUCUAGUAGCCGGGCGUUUGUUGUACUUUGACCAUUUUAAAGUGUGGAAGUAGGUUAAGGUUAAUUUCU
This is a messenger RNA of Olea europaea var. sylvestris, 1739 nucleotides long. Its product is annotated as common plant regulatory factor 1-like. The coding region runs from base 223 to 1362 and encodes 379 amino acids. Gene Ontology annotation, cellular component: nucleus. The record is from RefSeq and is a predicted model, not a curated record. Gene Ontology annotation, molecular function: sequence-specific DNA binding; DNA-binding transcription factor activity. Gene Ontology annotation, biological process: regulation of DNA-templated transcription. NCBI's taxonomy places the organism in Eukaryota, Viridiplantae, Streptophyta, Magnoliopsida, Lamiales, Oleaceae. The transcript is spliced from 12 exons.